CUUACUCCUCACAACUAAUCCCUCGUCAACCACAGACUACAAAUCUCCAACCAUGCGUACCGCCACCACCUUCAUUGCCAUCGCCUCUGCCUCGGCUUUCGGCCAGGAGAUUGGCUCCACCGACGGCCCCAGCAUUGUCUCAGCCCCUAACGCCAUCUCAGCUCCGAAUGUCAACAACGGCUGGCAGGCUGACGGCUCGUUCUUCUCUGGCGGAUCCAGCCAGGGUGGCAAUGCCUUCACCAACAUUUUCGGAUCGUCUUUCUCGACUGUCAAUAGCAAUGAUGUAUCCAAGGGCAACAUCGUCAACAACCCAUCGCAGUCCCAUGUCAAGGGUAACGACGGCUGGACUGCAAACGGCAAUUCGAACCUGCUUGGUCCGGUCCAGAACACAUUCAGCGCUGCUGGGUUUGUCCGUCGCAACAGCGAUGUCGUGUUUGCUAACAAUGCCCAUCAGGUGAGUGCUGCGCCGCAAGUUGCCCACCCUGGGUUCGUCUCUGGCGGCUUUGCACCAGCCGGCGUUUCUGGCUUCGCAGUUCCUGGCUUCGCUAACAACGGUGUCGUCAGCAGCGUCUUCAAGCGCAACGGUGAUGUCGUGUUUGCCAAUGACCACCACCAGGCCAGUACUGUUGUUGGCACUGCCUUUGGCGUUGCUGCUCCGCAGUUUGUCCAGCCCGUGUUUGCUCCGGUCUUUGUCCAGCCCGUGUUCACUCCUCAGUUUGUCCACCCAGUUGUCGCUGAACCCAUUUCUGCCUCUGCUGCAGCUCCUGCUGUUGUCCCAGAGGUUGUUGCUCCCAUCGCUGCAGCUCCUGUUGCCAGUGUUCCUGUUGCUGCUGAGCAGAACGGACAGAAGGCCACUGUCAUCCAGAACCAGGCCUGAAUCAAAUACG
This is a messenger RNA of Linderina pennispora, 887 nucleotides long. RefSeq lists its product as uncharacterized. The coding region runs from base 53 to 877 and encodes 274 amino acids. NCBI's taxonomy places the organism in Eukaryota, Fungi, Kickxellomycota, Kickxellomycetes, Kickxellales, Kickxellaceae. The transcript has a single exon. The record is from RefSeq and is a predicted model, not a curated record.